AUGGACUGGAUCGAAGUAAGUGACGAGCCUGUGAUAGACUGGACUGUGUUCACCACUCACUACACCAGACCCCUAUGUUUGCCCCGGGCGGUGGGCCUGGGAUGCGGGAGUGGGGGGCAGCGCAAGAGGAAAAGAACCAUCUUCAGCAAGUGGCAACUGGGAGAGUUGGAGGAGGCCUUCGUGGUGACUCCCUACCCGGGCAUCAGCCUGAGGGAGAGGCUGGCCGAGAUCACCGGAAUUGCCGAGGCCAAGAUCCAGGUUUGGUUCCAGAACCGCCGGGCGCGAUGCACUAGACAGGGCAGGAUGGUGAAGAGGUGCCCGCGGGGAUGGAGCCCCCCUGCAUCCCGCUCAGCCCAGGCUCCGUCAAAUAGCGGAGUGGGCAGAAGGUGUAUGUACUGUACGGCCGGUUUCUGCAGCACCCCGGCAGCGGGGCAUGGACCCCUAACGCAGUAUCACCAUGCUCCCCACUGCGUGCAGCAGGUCACCAGGGACAAGCCCUUGGCCUUUGGUUUCCCGGCUCGCACGGUUCCUGGAGAGAGAGACACACUCGGAUCUGGGAGUAAAGGGGCCAGGAUGACUCCCUGUAUGAAGCACAGUGACCAGGUCGUGCCACAUCUGGAACCACUGCCUGAGGACCAGGCCACACCUGAAGCACACACAUCCCUCCGCCACACCUCAUACCUCAUCUACAACGCCGCCAUCGUCACCAACGAGUAG
Messenger RNA from Leucoraja erinaceus (little skate), 717 nucleotides. Its product is annotated as homeobox protein SEBOX-like. NCBI's taxonomy places the organism in Eukaryota, Metazoa, Chordata, Chondrichthyes, Rajiformes, Rajidae. The coding region runs from base 1 to 717 and encodes 238 amino acids. The transcript is spliced from 3 exons. The record is from RefSeq and is a predicted model, not a curated record. Gene Ontology annotation, molecular function: DNA binding.